UUCGCAACAACCGUAAUAACGAGCAAGCUAGGCUGAUUACUGCCUGCCUGGCAGACAGCGUUAGCAUUAGCUAUCCAAUAACAAAAACGUUCCUCUUGGGUGUCUAGGGAAGUCGAGAGAGUGAAAAUGCCUGUCUUGUGGUGUAUAGCGUGACAAUCUUCAGCAACAUGAAUGACAUUGAGGAGGAGAGGGAUACUCUCCUUGCUGACCUACCCGAAUCCCAAGUUUUGACGUGUCCUGGCGCAAGAAGCAAGACAGCUGAUGGGGGCAUCCGACCACUGGAGAAGAGGGGGCCUUACAUCAUGUCUAAAGCUCCGGCGAUUCAUAUGAAACUACAGAAGCAUAGAGAGAUGGCCAGGAAAGCAUUGAAGAAAAAAGGCCUUACAUCAGGGGGGCCAGUCCUGCAACAGCCCAGACAAGGUGGAAACAGAAGCGUAAAAUUUAACAAGGGCUAUGCUUCCUUGAGUCAACACGCCGAAGACACCCUGGUAGCACUAGACUCUGACAGUGAUGAAGAACAGGAUGUGGAGCAGUACUCCUCAGGUUACUCUUCAGCUGAGGUCCACCCUGACCUGAGCAGACAGCUGCUGCAGGACGGCUACCGUCUGGACGAGAUCCCUGAUGACGAGGACCUGGACCUCAUUCCUCCUAAAGCCAUGGGCCCCUCAGGCUGCUGCUGUUCGGAGGUCUCGUCCUGCUCUAUGCAGUGAGCUAUCCAGGUCCCUGACCUGGACCUGAUGUCCCGGAUCACCUGACAUGGACCUAACGUCCCGGAUCACCUGACCUCUCUAUUACCGUGGCCUUAGCCAGAGUCUAAAGCCAGGCCCAUCUGCCAACUCUCUAACUAAGCAUGGACCCCCCCCCCCCCAUCCCUCUAGACUCUAAGCCCCCUUUGCUUGUUCAGGGCUAUGCUCCCACCGUGCCCUGCACAAACCCAACACAUACACGUGAAUGGAUGGCCGUCCCACGCCUUAGCCACUGUCAGAGAUCUGUCGCCCUGAAGGCUGACCCUGGUCUUUUUAUGGAACUGGAUGAAAUGCAAACCCUUCAAAGGUUCUGUAUGGUAGAGCAGGGGGAUUCUUUCCUCUGGUGUUGUACCCGCUCAUCGGACAUAGAUAGGGUACUGUGUUCUGUAUGCUUAUACGGUCAAUCGCUUUAAGGCCAUUUAGACAUUGUAAAGGGAGAUACAGCAUAGUAAGCAUAGCGGUCCAAAGUGCUAAUGCUCUGUAGCUGUCUGGUGUUAUCGCCUUUUUUCCAAAGUGAGCUAUUUGGAAAUCCUACCAGAACAUAAACAUUCCCUGACCAUUUCCUUCUAGAACCUUCUUCUAAAUUUGUAUUUGUUUCUUUGUAAUUCAGUAGGAUCUAAACUCUAAAGAGCUAAGUCCUUUGGUCCAUGGCUCUGAUGUUGUUACAAAGUUGUUUUGGAUGUGAAUGAAUGCUUCAAUGUGAUGUAAAUGGCGCUUGGAUGUUACGUGUGCAGUCCAGCACUUAGUCACUUAGUCAGACUGACUCUUUUAAUGCUCUGUUCCAAAAACAAUGACAUUCUUGAUAUGAAAAUGUUUGGCAUGUUCCCCUCCCACAAAAUGGCACUGUUUGGUAGUAACUUGGCCAGAGGUGCUCGGGUCAGUUCCUGUGUGUACUGUGUGUUUGAGCUGGUCAGCCAGUCACUGAUGUCAACCACUACAUAAAUGACUCCCCUGUUCCUCCACCUCCUACCAGGCUUCUCAAUGAGGAAGCUCAUUGUACUGUUCUCCCUAUGUGGGGGAUCUGACCAGAGGCCACCUUGAACCUGUUGCCACCAUUUUGACAUUCAUUACUCUCAUCCUCUUUAUUUCACUCUGCAGAUGUUACCGUUUCCCAGCCGUCUAUCAUGUUAGUGUUUUCUUGGUUUGGUUUUUAAAGCAGUGCAUUGUGAGUGUUAAAUACAUAUACUGUAAAAUAUAUGUUGUCAUUGUUGGACAUAAGGAGUGAUUUCUGUCACUUUAUGAGGAGGUUUUCACCCAAUUUAAGAGUAUUUAUGUUUAUUUCUGGAGACUUAAUGUGGAGGAAAUGUGUCUUGUCUGAUCAGCUUUGUAGUUCCACGUACAUUAGGCUAAUUACUGCACUCUGCAUCAGGUGCAGUCAGUAGUCACAACACUGCACUUGCCUGUACUAUGCAACUCACAGAACAAUCUGCUUCUUAAUCCUCCAGUGCUACAACAUACCAAGUGUUACUGAGUGCUAAAUGCAAUAACUUGAAUUAUUACGUCACAGAAAACACUAUUAUUUGUAUAUGAUUAUAAAUAUUAUUUUGCUAUAUUCAAUUAAUAAAAACUAUACACCAUG
Molecule: messenger RNA, 2325 nt
Organism: Hypomesus transpacificus
Lineage: Eukaryota; Metazoa; Chordata; Actinopteri; Osmeriformes; Osmeridae
Gene: fam219b
Product: family with sequence similarity 219 member B
Exons: 6
Coding region: 168-710 (180 amino acids)
Source: RefSeq, a predicted model, not a curated record